This is a messenger RNA of Electrophorus electricus (electric eel), 2139 nucleotides long. It is a transcript of the gene poldip2, whose product is annotated as polymerase (DNA-directed), delta interacting protein 2. Gene Ontology annotation, biological process: error-free translesion synthesis. Gene Ontology annotation, molecular function: DNA binding. NCBI's taxonomy places the organism in Eukaryota, Metazoa, Chordata, Actinopteri, Gymnotiformes, Gymnotidae. Gene Ontology annotation, cellular component: mitochondrial nucleoid; nucleus. The record is from RefSeq and is a predicted model, not a curated record.
AGAGAGAGAGAGAGAGAGAGAGAGAGAGAGAGAGAGAGAAACCUUGCGGUCGUUUUCUAUUCGUUUGACUCGCGUUUUUUUUACGUGUGUAUUAAAAAAAAGAUGGCUGCGCGCGUAGUGCGUCGGGGCUUGUUGUUGACAGUCAGUAAAUGCAACAAGAACUUUGCACAAAGGUUAUUGAGAGGCAUGGAGUACAACUGUGGACAAGUACAGACCAGAGCGUAUAACUGGGGACUAUCCCGGACCAGAGCUCGGCCGGCCUGUUUAGCUUGUGCUCUGUGCAGUUCUCUGCAGACCAGGUUCAUGUCAUCGCGAAACAGGCCAGAUGGGAAAGUGCUGGAAACUGUUGGGGUGCUUGAGGCACCAAAGCAGCAGGGGAAGUAUGAAACAGGCCAGCUUUUCCUUCACGGUGUAUUUGGCUACAGAGGGAUAGUGUUGUUCCCCUGGCAGGCUCGGCUCUACGAUCGAGAUGUCGGUCCUACCACCCCCGACAGUAAGACAGAGUCCCUGGGUCAUGAGUCAAAAGAGGUGAAAGGAAAAACACACACUUACUACCAGGUCCUCAUAGACAUCCGUGACUGCCCCCACAUAAUGACCGUGUUAUUUCAGUCCCAGAGGUCUCAAACAGAGGCGGUUACGUUUCUGGCAAAUCAUGAUGAUAGCAGGGCCUUGUACGCGAUACCAGGUCUGGACUACGUGAGUCAUGAAGACAUCCUGCCUUACAGCUCGACAGAACAAGUUCCCAUCCAGCAUGAGCUGUUUGAGCGCUUUCUCAUAUUUAACCCAUCUAAAAUGCCCUCUUUUAGCCCGAGAGAUACACUCCAGGCCUGGCAGAAGAAGAACCAUCCGUGGCUGGAGCUAUCUGAUGUACACAGGGAGACCACAGAGAACAUCCGUGUCACUGUUAUUCCCUUCUACAUGGGCAUGAGGGAAGCACAGAAUUCGUAUGUGUACUGGUGGCGAUACUCUAUCCGGCUGGAGAACCUGGGCAGCGAUGUGGUUCAGCUCCGCGAAAGGCAUUGGAGAAUCUUCAGCCUGUCUGGCACUCUGGAGACAGUACGCGGCAGAGGCGUUGUUGGCCGGGAGCCAGUGUUGUCAAAGGAGCAGCCAGCAUUUCAAUACAGCAGCCAUGUGUCUUUGCAGGCUCCUAGUGGCCAUAUGUGGGGGACAUUUCGCAUUGAGAGGACAGAUGGCUCCCACUUCGAUGUGCGCAUUCCACCUUUCUCACUGGAGAGCAAUAAGGAUGACAAAUCGCCCCCUGCUGGUUAUACUCUAUAACACACCCCCACCCAGAGGACCCGCUUAUCAAAGCUGGCCCCAUUAUGCUGCUCUAUGGAACUAUGCUUAAGCACAGUGUUUCCCAGUCCUGGCCAUAGAGUGCCCACUGCACAUUUUCCCUGCUCUGACAUGCCCAGUUGCAAAGAGCUAAACGUAGAUACGCUUACGGAGCCGUUCGUUGCUGAUGAGCUGAGCCAGGCUUGUUGGGAACAAGUGAAAUAAAGUUUGCAGUGUGUGUGUGUGUGUGUGUACUUCAGCAGCAGGGGAAACGCUGCUGGGGGCGUGGCUUGAUGUGAAAUAAAAUGAACACAUUUUGCGGUGUUGUAACCCAGUGGUGGGUGCGUUUCAGUAUGCAAGGGAACAAAAAAAGGAUUUUGUAGUUCAUGGUUUGAAGGGCUUCCUGUAUGUGAAAUAAUUUUCAAAUAGUGUUGAAUGAGACAUGCGGUUUUCUUAGUUGUGAGAGUUCAUACCUGCUAGCAGGGUAAUGGUAUUUUAACUGGGAAGCUCCCUCACUCCCAGGCCAAGACCCAUCUUGGAAUCACUUCAUCGUACGCGGUUGUGUUUGAUGGAUUUUGAGCUUACAUUCUGUUCAUUUGGAGAGUGGAUGGCUGAGCAGGAAUUUAACUGUAUUCAGGGUGAAGGGAUCAUAAAGGGUAUAACACUGCAGCCAAGAUGGCUGUUGUAAUUCUGAUUUCAUGGCAACGUUUACCACUCGGUAGUGGAGUGUUUUGCCAGAUUCAGCCUUGUUGGCUUGAGAAACUUGAGCGUCUUGUAGAAUGUUUGAGUACACUGAUGCAUUGACACGGUUAGUAAUGUGAUGUAAGUAAUGUUAAAACAAAAAUAAAUGCACAUUUGAAAGUA